Messenger RNA from Apus apus (common swift), 7204 nucleotides. RefSeq names its product ALF transcription elongation factor 1 (gene AFF1). The record is from RefSeq and is a predicted model, not a curated record. The transcript is spliced from 21 exons. Gene Ontology annotation, biological process: regulation of gene expression. The coding region runs from base 169 to 3804 and encodes 1211 amino acids. Lineage: Eukaryota; Metazoa; Chordata; Aves; Apodiformes; Apodidae. Gene Ontology annotation, cellular component: nucleus; super elongation complex.
CGCCCGGGCUCGGGGAGCUGGGGCUGGGCCGGCCGGGGGCAGCGUGACAUUCCCGGAGGCAGGAAGGCAGCCGGCAAAUGGAAGAGGAGGCUUUGGCGGGGGGAUAGAGGCCUGGGCGGCGGGGGAGCAGCUGAUGGGGAGAGCGCUGUGGGCAGCGUGAACCGCACGAUGGCUGCGCAGUCCAGCUUGUACAACGAGGACAGAAACUUGCUGCGUAUUCGGGAGAAGGAGAGGCGGAAUCAGGAGGCUCUGCAGGAGAGAGACAAGUUCCCUGAGAAGACUCCUCUCUUUGCAGAACCCUACAAGACUAAUAAAGAAGAUGAGUUGUCAAGCCGAAUUCAGAACAUGCUGGGCAAUUAUGAGGAGGUCAAGGAGUUCAUCAGCAACAAAUCCCAUCAGAAUCUCAUAGGGAUUCCAAAAAAUGAUGCUCCUCUGAUCCCACAAGGAAUGCCUGAUCACCCGUUCUUCCCUGAAAAGACCAGCCAUAUGUUACCUUCUUCAUUCCACCGCACAACCUGCCAUCCACCCAUGGGACCUACAGCUGUAGCUCCUCCCCCUCCAAGCCACUCCAUUCACUACCAAAAGGCACAAACAAGAACAGAACCAGCUUCAAGUUUGCACGCCAGGAGUCACAGCUUAGCCAAUGGUCGGAGUCAAGGUCAAGAACACAGUCGUGGUGGCCAGGAGGGUCACACAGGUUUUCACCACAGGAGAAAUGACAGGCAUGUGAUCAGUGAAGGUCGUGCUAAUGAACUGCAGGCCUCCCUUUUGGCUCUUUCUCCAUUGCUGUCAUCUUUGUCUUCUCCAGUGGCACCCCUGUCACCUCUACAUUCCAGCCAGCGUAUCAAUUCCAGGUCACAAAACAGCAGGAAAAGUCAUGGGCCGACCUACAGUCAAACAAAAUCAUCCCAGGACCUCAUGACAGGAUCACCAGAGAAGGAAGGUCGGGACAGCUCAGCUCUUAACCUGACCAGCACUACUCAGCCUUCCUCUCAGGCUUUCCCCCCACCUUUGCCAUCAAAAACCAGUGCAAUGCAGCAGAAACCUACGGCCUAUGUCAGACCAAUGGAUGGCCAGGAUCAGGCACCAGUUGAAUCCCCAGAGCUCAAACCUGUUCUGGAGGAAUACCGUGGAGAACCCUAUGAAAAAGUCUCUGAUUUGAAGGCAAAUGCCAAAGCCAAACUCUCCAAAUUGGAGAUCCCUUCGGAGCCCCUAGAGCAAACCUUCCCCAGUGAUGUCCACUCCAUUGAAGAAAUUUUGAAGGAAAUGACCCACUCAUGGCCACCUCCCCUGACAGCUAUUCAUACGCCUAGUACAGCAGAGCCUUCCAAAUUUCCAUUCCCAACAAAGGAAUCCCAGUACGUUGGAUCUGUAGCACAGAAUCACAAACAAUAUGAUGCACCUUCAAAACCGCUGCCUAAUUCUCAGCCAAGAACAUCAAUGCUCCAGGACGACCUGCAGCUCAGUGAUAGUGAAGAGAGUGGUGACGACCAAGUUGUUGAAAAGCCACCUUCUUCACUUGCUCCUCCAAGUGCCCUACAGUCCCAGCCCAAGAGUGUGGCAUCAGCACAUUCCAGCAGCCCGGAGUCUGGGAGCACCAGUGACUCAGACAGCUCUUCAGACUCAGAGACAGAGAGCAACUCGAGUGACAGUGAAGCAAACGACCUUCUGAGAGCUUCAGCACCUGAGCCUGACCCACCAACUUCCAAUAAGUGGCAGCUGGACAACUGGCUGACCAAGGUGAACCCACCAGCAGUACCACCAGAGAGCCUCAGCGAAAUUGCCCACGGGGAUGGAUGUGAGGAGGGCAAGGAGCAGGGGCAGGGAAUCAGCAGCAGUUCAUCCCCCCAGCGCGCUGAGCCGAGGGAGCCUCAUCACAAGAGCUCCAGCCGGGCAGGCAGGGCUCCUCAGGAUGCUCCUCUUCCCACCAAACGCAGCUGCCACAAGUCCCCUGUGGGCACUGAGGAGCCCUCACCCAGGCAGACUGUAGGUAGCAAAAGACCCAGCAAGGCCCCAGUACAUGAAGGGCCCAAGGGAGGCCUGAAGGUGGAGAGCGACCCUGGUCCCUUUCAGAUCAGAGACCGGUCUUCCAGAGACAAGCCAAAAGUCAAAACGAAAGGGAAGCCAAAAUCCAGUGAGAGAAAAGACCUGAAACCAGCACUGCAAGAGCCUCCUGAGAACAGAAAGCACAAGAGCUCCCAUCAGGCCAACUCCAAACCCUUGGACACCAAGCUCAUGAGAGACGUUCUGUUUGGCAGUGGCCAGGAGCACCUCGCUCUCAGUCCCCUUCCUCAAGGCCAGGGGACAAGCCCCACCAGGGGUAGCAGCCACAGGCCUGCCAUAGUAGCCAGAGAGGAUUUUCACAAGGAGAAGCUUCCUUUGCCUGUCAACGAGAAGAAGUUGCUCUCACCAGUGAGGGACUCCCCCAUCCCUCCGUCCCUCAUGGUGAAAAUAGACCUUCCUCUCCUGUCAAGAGUUCCCCAGCCCCUUGGGAAAGGCAGUCACCACAAGAGAGCAGUACCCAAGGAACUCUCCAGUACAAGGAAGCAGGACUUGGAGAGGAAAACCACAGACACUCCUGACAAGUCCAUUCAGAAGAGGAAGAGGGAAGCAGAGAAGGAGAUGGAGAGGAAGAAAAUAAAAUCAGAAAAAGAACCUAAAACACUGCAAUCUUCAGCCAGCAAAGACUCCAGUAAAUUGAAGGCAUCAAAAGCUUCAUUUGAAACCCAGAAGAAAGAUCUCCUGCUACCCCCACCACUGCCACCCAUGUCUCCUGCACAUCCUGCACCAAAGUCAACCAAGAUGGCCCAGAAGAGACCCAAAAAUGAGAGCAGUGAGCUGCCUACCAUGGGUAAUGCUGCCGAGAACAAGAGCAACCCCAGGGAUCCCUUGUUCUCCAAGCACAGGAAAGUGGAGAGAAAUCACACUGAACUGUCCAAGGGCAUCAAAGGAUCUGCAGGGGAUGUCACAAAUCCUUUCCCAGUGCCUUCUUUGCCAAAUGGUACCUCCAAGCCAAGGAGACCUCAACUCAAGUUCGAAAAACAGCACCCAAUGGAAUACUACAUAGAAGAGGCCAAGAGGCUAAAGCACAAAGCUGAUGCAAUGGCUGACAAGACUGGAAAAGCCUUUCAGUACCUGGAUGCUGCCCUUUCUUUCAUUGAAUAUGGAAUUGCCUUGGAAUCGGACACGGCGGCACCAAAAUCCGCCUACAGCAUCUUCAGCGACACCAUCGAUCUCAUCAAAUUCAUCAUGACACUGAAAUCCUUUACAGACCCCUCAGCAUCUUCACAGGAAAAAAGCUUUGCCGUGUUAUGCAUGCGCUGCCAGUCCAUCCUGCACAUGGCAAUGUUUCGUUACAAAAAAGACACUGCAAUCAAGUAUUCCAGGAUCCUGAAUGACCACUUCAAGAGUUCUUCCAGAGGAGCACAAGCACCUUCUCCGUGUGUGGCAAGAAGCACGGGCAUGCCUUCUCCUCUGUCUCCAAUGCCCUCUCCUGCUGGAUCUGUGAGUUCCCAGCCAGGAUCCAAUGCUGGCAACUGCAGUGGCAACAGCAUUUGCUCUUCAAUCACUGUCCCCUGUAAUAUCCUAAGCAUGACCUCUUCCUACAUCAACAUCACUUCCUAUAUCCUCUAUGCAUAUGAUAUUUGGGAACAGGCUGAUGCACUAGCCAGGAAGAAUAAGGAGUUUUUUGCUGAGCUCAGCACAGUGACGUGCACUCUGGCACUGAACAGUAGCAUGACAGAACUGGUACACUACACUAGACAGGGUUUACAGUGGCUGAGACUGGAAACAAAUACGCCUUAACUGGUGCUCAAGGUGGUACCUUGAACUUUUUUGCACUUUUGAAGCCUCAGAAACAGUCUUGACUUUUGAAUCUUUGGAUACAAAGCACCUGCAAGGGAAAAGAAAGCAAGGAAUCUGGUUACACUGGAAAAAAACUUUGAACUGUGUCUUUAGGGUAGCACUUUGGUGCCUGGAAAAAGAAGAGAUGGAAUAAAGCCUCAGCGUUGAUGGCACCUUCCUUUAGAUGACAAAGUGCAAUGAAUUGUCUGAAUGGCUCGAUGUAUUGAUGGUCUAUAAACAUUUCUAUGAUGAAUAACCAGCAGGACAAUAAUCACACAUGAAGAAGUGCCGACAAGCAAGGAAUCUGCCUCCAGAGGUUAUUAUGCAACAUCCCAUGGCCUGCAACAGUUUUGUGCCCAGAAGACGUGUCAGAGAAGUGUUUUUGCAAGCACGGGUGCAACCUUGGGUGUCACUGUUCCUCAGAUGGCAAGUAGCAACCUCAUCAGCACCAAACAGCAUUACAAGAAGCAGAGCCAACUGAUCUGCCUUGCCUGCUUUCCAACCUCACCCUCUUGCAUUUGUCAGCCAGCUGCUGUCCUGAUGGCCAGGGGAAGCCACUGCAAGUUCAUUUGUCAAAUCAUGGCUGAUUUGGGCCUCCUCCUUGACAUGCACUCAGGCAAACACAUGCCCUUAGCACUCCAAAAAUGUUACUUAAGAGUCUUGCUGGGUCGAAGCCUUGUAAGCUAAACACAGUUGGGGUGACAAAAUGAUCAGGAGUGGCUGGAAACAGCUCUGCCUCUCUGUGGUGGAGGGAUGUCGCUCACACUGAGAACUCAUUGACCAGUCACUUUCUGUCCUUCAGUUGGUGGGGGUGGACGGCUCUACUGGGUUGUUGCGGUUGCUUGGACAUUGUUGUGGGACUGAGAGCUUACAGAGGGGAAAAUUCACGUCUGUUUAAGGAGGGACUAAGUGGCUAAAUGUGGAACCUCAGACAAAUUCUGCCUUUGGAUAUUUGCCUGCAACAGUUGCUGGUCUCGGUGCAUAUCUAAGAGCAGGUUUGGUGACACAGGAGAGCAUCCUUCAUGUGGGAGGUAGCUCACGUGCUCUUUCUCAGCCAAACUACAGGAUGGGCCCAAACUUAGAACAUCUGUCAAGGGAACACAAAAGGGAAUAAUGGGCUGUUCGCAAGCAUUUCUUCCUUGUCAGGAACUGUGUUUUUGGAAUUGUGAUUCUGCAGGUGACAGUAACGGUGAAGGCAGCAUCCAUGACAUUUGUGUUUUCAGUCAGAUCACACCCUUCUCUACCCAAAGAUUUCCUGCUGGGUGGCAGCAGUGUCCUGCCAUCCUCACAUCUAAUAGUGUUGUGCCUUAGCCCUCUGGUCCCCUCUCGCAUCCCUUGCCCUAUCUCUGACAGGCCCACGAGAUUGGCAAAGAGAAAAAUGGUAUCCCAAAAUAAUUGUGCUUACAGGAAAGGAUUAGCUCCCUUUUCCACAUAAUUUCAGGGUGGAGGAACAGGUCUGCAUGCUUGCAGCAAUACCCCCUUUGUGAAGUACCUGCUUGUGAUUUUGGGGCUCACAAAAAUGGACAGUGAAGAACUAAUCAGCAAAAGGUCUGCAUUUCCAAAAGUAGUUUUUGUGGAAAUGGCCCCUGCCCUGGGGAAGCCUGAAGUCACCUUACCUUUGGGAGAAGCUGGUGGAAGUGUGCUGCCCUAGUCCCAAGCACAAGGGAGCAUCCCUCUCACCUCUCCUGGCAGCACAGGGCCUCCAGGGACCUGGCUGGAUCUUCCUGCACCUUCAAGGGACUGUCCUUUUAUGUUCACUUUAUUCAAAGCCUUAGUGCAUUUCAGGGAUAAACUGUCCUAACCGGUGGAAGGAAGGUCCAUGUCCGCCCCUCCCCAUUUCACCUCUCAAACUUCACUUUCACUCCUUCUCCCAGGAGGAGGGACUGCUCUGGGUAAGGCAGGGACAGAGAGAGGCUCAGCAGUCACUCUGUUGUUCUCAGGAAGUGUGGGGAUGGCCAGCUGGCCUGAAAGCUUGACGUGCACUUUGGAGCUCGAUUCCAGACUGGAACUGAGGCCUUCUUCUGACUUUGUCUUCAAAGCAAGCUAGUUUUUAGGAUCACCAGCUGGAAGGAAGAAAGCUUUAUUGAACCUGAAAACCACUGUGGGAGUCUGCAAGACUAGCCGAGUGUUGGGGGUAAGCAGAAAGUGAAGCAGGGACACCAGUCCCCCUGGUACUUUAAUUCCACGUGCACCCACCUCUCUCCCUGCUGCCAGGCCAGAUUCCUAGCAGGGAGCUGCUUGCUCACACCUUGCCCACCCUGGGGAGACUGCCUGCUGGAAGCUGUGGGGCAGGGACAUGUGGCUUCCUCUGUCCUGCAUCCAGCUCAGUGCCACCCGUGGGUGCACCAGGUCCUGUCCUUGCCUGUCCUUGGGGCACUUUGCUGCCCAGAGAGGGGUUAUCUCUGGUGUCCUGCUACUAGGAAGGCUCAUGUGAGGGCGUUGGGUGAGCAAGUCAGGGAGAAGACACCCAGUGAAGGCAGAUGAAGUCCUGGCCUCUGCUCCUUUACAGUUGGCCAAAGGCAGCACGUGCUGUGCUGCUGUGUGGAGGUGGUUGUGCAAGGGCUGCUCUUGCUCCCAGGGUGAAGUGCCCUGGGCUUCCCAGGGCAUCUCCCAGGAGAUGAGAUCCUGGGCAGUUGGUAUCCCAGGUGUGCAGGGUUUAUUUAGGAGCUCUCAUUUCAAGGGCAAUCAGUGGAAGCAUUAGCAUCAAGCUACAUAGCAGGAAGCUAUGUUUUGUUUCAGGUCAUGGAGAAGACUGUUUAAAUAAUAGGAAAUUUUGAAAAAGCCAUCGUGUUUCAAUCUUGAGCCAGGUCAGAGGCCUGCAAAGGGUUGGGAAAGAUGCUCAUUGUUUUCACUUGGGCCUGUUCAGGCCUUUAAAAGAAAAAAAAACAAAAACAUAACCCAAACCAAAACGUAAGUGGAGGAAAUAGCAUUUGCCAUUAGGAAACAAAACCAUGAAUCCAAGGAAAACCAGAGGUGAUGGUUGAGUCCCAGGAGAGGAGGCAGCUAUGGUGGCAAAGCAGCAUCAUUUCCAUGCAAUAUUUAUUUAGAAGAAAUAAUACAUGUGAUGAAAUGGUCAAAUGUUCUAUUUUUAAGAUGCCAUUAUUUAAUAGUUAAAAACCCCACUCACAUGGAGAUAGAAAUGUCUUCUGUAACUGAAAGUCAAAGUGUGACUGCAACGUCCUUGUUUUUGGUUUUGUCCUCUCCCCUCCCUCUUGGUUCCCCCUAUAAAUCUGUACAUCUUAACCUUAUGUUGGGGAUCUAUGUCCCUCUUGUAAAUAACUUUUUUUCUGCCCUGUGUGUGAUGGAGUUUCCGAGAUGGUUGAUUCAUUCAUAUGGGGAAAUAAACAAUAAAUGAAGUAGC